Messenger RNA from Paramuricea clavata, 993 nucleotides. The record is from the annotation of a GenBank genome assembly. NCBI's taxonomy places the organism in Eukaryota, Metazoa, Cnidaria, Anthozoa, Malacalcyonacea, Plexauridae.
GAAAAUAUGUUGAACGUCUCCGUGGUGCAGACAAGACCGUCGAGAAAUUUCCAUGCCCUACCUGUCACUCAGAGUUUACGCUGAAAUCAGACCAAGAUGUCACUGAAUUGGCAAGGAAUGACUUCAUCAAAAACACGCUUGAAAUUAUGGCGAUUCAAGAAAAGGCGAAAGCGUCUACUGCAUGUUCGCGAUGCAAGGGUCUUGCUAUCAAUCUGUGCACAUCAUGCAAAAUACUUAUGUGUCAGAAAUGUUCAGAGUCGCAUGAUAAUUGGUUUACCAUGAAAAUCCAUAAUGUAUUAUCUGUUCAGGAAUUGAGUGAACCUGAUGGUCAAGUAAAAAUGAGAAGCAAGCUUUAUUGCAAGAAACACGAGGACAAAAUACUCGAAACAUAUUGUGAAACAUGCAAGGAACUUUGCUGUAUUCACUGCAUGCUGUCAAAUCACCUGAAACAAGACCAUUCUUGUGUGGCAGUGAAUGAGGUGGCACAAAAGCAAAGAGAAACGUUGCGAUCAAACUGCACAACACUUCAUGAGAAAUUAUCCGAAGGAAAAGAAGCGUUAAACAACAUUUGUAAGGUGAUGAAGUGCCUCGAAAUGAAUGCUAAAACUGCCAAAGAUGAAAUCAAAGAACAAAAGGAAAAUAUCGUGAAGAUUGUUGCAGAAAAGCUUGAUGAGAGAGCAGAGGAAAUGUAUCGAGAAGUGGACAAGGUUUAUGACGAAUUACAUGGUGAACUGAGCGAACAGCAUGACGAAAUUAAAGAUUAUCUUGAUAAAGUCCAAGAUUCAGUAUCCUUGCCAAGAAAUCUCCUAAAAGGAGGAAGUAUUGAAGAAAUUCUCUCAUCACGAAAAUUGAUUGAUGAAAAUAUUGAGAAAUUGAACAAUGAACAACCAGGAAAUCUAGCCGCAGUGAAUGAUGGUGCUAUUCAGUAUGUGCCUGACGAUAUUGGUAAUAUCAAUGUUGACGAAGUUGUUGGUAAACUAGGACACAUAAAAG